Megalobrama amblycephala (Wuchang bream) is the source of this 4736-nucleotide messenger RNA. RefSeq lists its product as uncharacterized. Gene Ontology annotation, molecular function: telomeric repeat DNA binding. Gene Ontology annotation, biological process: telomere capping; regulation of telomere maintenance via telomere lengthening. NCBI's taxonomy places the organism in Eukaryota, Metazoa, Chordata, Actinopteri, Cypriniformes, Xenocyprididae. The transcript has 7 exons. The record is from RefSeq and is a predicted model, not a curated record. Bases 281 to 2143 code for a protein of 620 amino acids. Gene Ontology annotation, cellular component: shelterin complex.
UUCUGUUUUCACACAAAGAAUCUUCAGCAGCCCUGACCUUAUGAACCUCUUGAACAAACUUCACUUAUAAGGGUUGAAUUAUUCCGUGAUAUAUCUAUCUUUUAUGUUAUAUAAGUAUAAGUAAACUGUUCCACCAUCUACUUCCUAAACGUGCCCGGACAUGUCUUAACGAAAUUUGACUUUUAAAUAGAGCUCAUCAUCAUCAUCUCAGCAGAAGUUUCCUGUAUGCAGCAGCUCAUAUCACAUGCUCUGCGAUGAAGACAGCUGAUGCUUGGACACCAUGACAGUGCUGGUGGAGACCGAAACUGCUGCUUUUGCUGGAAUGAGUGAAAACCUGUGGUUAGAGAAAGCCUGCUCUAUCCUUAUUCCUGCUUUACCAUUAUGGAUCAUUGAGUAUGCAUGGAGUAAACGGAUGAUGGAGGUCUUAGAAGUUCUAGGUCCUCCAUUAUGGUUAAAAGGUGAUUGGCAUCUUCUGACCCUUGAAGAGCCGUGCAGAAUCCGUGUGGUGGCGGCAGAGGUCUGGAGGAUCGUUCAAGCCCGAGACAUCAAGCACUUUGAGAGAGUCACUGAGUUUUUGGAUGUUACAUACACACUUGUGCCACGACUAGUGACUCCCAUCAAACACAUGAAGAUCAUGUUUGGUCUGCAGUCUCUGGUUGUCAUGUGGAUGUUGUGGAAUGACCAGAGAACUGCUAAAAUCUCUGACAAGAUCGAAAACUUUUUCCCUAACAGCCUGCCUGAGUAUCACAAAUGUAGCCGCAGGAACAUGGAUCUGAUGCAGAAAAACCAGAAGGAUUUCAAGACCUUUGCUCAUUGUCUGGCAAGAGACAGGGACAUGCGCGAGACUUACAUUCGGGAUUUAAUGGAGGAGCAAUACGGUGAACGGUAUGCACAGAAACUGGAGGAGAGACUCUCACACUACUUGAGAGAGCUGGAUAAAGUUCUACCACAGCCUACGUAUAUUGAACAGGUAUUGAAGCAGUCCCAUCCAUUUGGGAGGGGAGAGAAGAUCCUGAAAAAUUUACUUUCAAGGGAUAGUGUGUCUCUAGCCACAGUUCUAAAGAGGCUCCUAUAUGGCGCUGUAACAACAAAUCUGAGCCUUGACGACAGUAUCACACCAUCACUUUCAAACACUUGUGAGGAACCAAGGGACGAUAAAGUUGUUAAACCAUCCCAUGAUACCCUCCAUGUAAUUUUGAAGCCAUCUCAGAACAGCUCAAAGGAGGAUCAGUUCUCACAAACCAGCACAAAAGAGCUCUUUAGUUCCCAGGGCUUGUGGCAGAAUAGAAACACAGGAGCCAUUUUACCUCAAGAGGAAAUUUGCGACGAUGGAGCGAUUGUUACGUCCACGCAGUUGUCAGGUUCUGAAAUAGAUCAGAUUGACUUAAGCCAAUCUCUUCUAGUGGCGAAGGACCUGGUUGGGCGGCACAGAAAGGCAAAGACUCAGUCUGAACCAGAACAGAAGGAAGGUGAUACUGGUUUUACAGAGCAGAUGUGCUCCAGACAUGGCAAAAAAAUGAGAAGCAUCCUUCAGGAAUGUUCUGAAGAGCUUGAUGGAGAAGCUGUCCAGGCAGAAUGCACUCCCACAUCAACCCAAAGCACUCCACCUCUUUUCCCACUCACUCCAGAACCUCAAGCAUCUCCAAACCAGCCCUCAUGCUCAAACCCUGAUUCAUCCUCUACAAACAUUUCAAUGUCCUACAUCCAGCAGGUCAGUCUUUCACCAGUGUCCUCAAAGAAACCAGUUGCUCCUUCACCUUCAGUCCACCAACAGUCAUCUUCAUCACCUCAAUCCACAGCCUCAAAACAACUUGGCACCCCAAGAAUCAAUGCAGGACAGAUUUUAGCUACUGUUGUCUUCACCGAACAAAGCAGAACCAGUGAACACAAUCUGAAACUGUCCUUAGAGAGUCAAAACUUCCUCUUGCAGUCCAAGUGGCUUCAACCUCAAGUGUGCCUUAAUAGACUGAGCAAGGAAGAGUGCGCCAGAGCCACAAAUUCAUACGUUUUAGAAGGAGAGCAAGUGGCUGAACAUGAUCAAUACGUGUUAUUUGAUGUAAAUACACUGUAUUCUGAUUCAUACUCUGAUGAUUCAGACUCAACGGACUCUGAUGACCCUGAUUACAAGCCUAAAGGAGACUAAAACAGAGGACACCAAAAAAAGUCCUAGUGAAUGUGGUCUUUAUCAUGUUUUGCAGAUGCAUAGGUCCUCAAACAUCUGUUUUAGCAGGUACUCAAAAAUCUAUUUUAGCAGUUUACGUUGAAUGUUUGAAAAAACAUGCACUAGGUUUGGGAAAAAUGCAGCUUUUCCACCUUAUUUUUUACCUCAUAAGUUGUACCACAUGGAGUUCUUGCUGUCUACACACCUUAGUUCAUCCUCUAAGAAUAUUUUGAUGUCCUACAUCCAGCAGGUCAGUCUUUCAUCAGUGUCCUCAAAAAAACCAGUUGCUCCUUCACCUUCAGUCCACCAACAGUCAUCUUCAUCACCUCAGUCCACAGCCUCAAAGCAACUUGGCACCCCAAGAAUCAAUGCAGGACAGAUUUUAGCUACUGUUGUCCUCACCGAACCAAGCAGAACCAAUGAAGCACAAUCUGAAACUGUCCUUAGAGAGGCAAAGCUUCUUCAUGCAGUCCAAGUGGCUUCAACCUCAAGUGUGCCUUAAUAGUCUGACCAAGAAAGAGUGUGCCAGAGCCACAAAUUCAUACAGAACCCAUGACAUUUUAGAAGGAGAGCAAGCUCUGAACUUGAUCAAUACAUGUUAUUUGAUGGAAAUACACUGUAUUCUGAUUCAUACUCUGAUGAUUCAGACUCAACGGACUCUGAUGACCCUGAUUAUAAGCCUAAAGGAGACUAAAACAGAGGACACCAAAAAAAGUCCUAGUGAAUGUGGUCUUCAUCAUGUUUUGCAGAUGCAUAGGUCCUCAAACUUCUGUUUUAGCAGGUACUCAAAAAUUUUAAGUUUUUAGCAGUUUACGUCGAAUGUUUAAAAAAACUUGCACUAGGUUUGGGGAAAUAUGCAGCCUUUUCCCCUUAUUUUUACCUCUAUUAAACAUUAUUGAACCUCUAUUGAACAUUUAAAUGUCCUACAUCCUGCGGGUAAGUCUUUCACCAGUGUCCUCAAAGAAACCAGUUGCUCCUUCACCUUCAGUCCUCUUCAUCACCUCAAUCCAAAGCCUUAAAGCACCCCAUGAAUAAUAUUUUAGCUAAUGUUGUCUUCAUCGAACCAAGCAGAACCAGUGAUCACAAUCUGAAAAUGUCUUAAAGAGUCAAAGCUUCCUCAUGCCGUCCAAUUCACUUUAACCUCAAGUGUCCUUUAAUAGACUGAGCAAAAAAGAGUGCCAGAGCCACAAAUUCAUACAGAACCCUUGACAUUUUAGAAGGGGAACAAGAGACUGAACAUCAACAUUUCUUGUUUGAUGUACAUACUGUAUUCUGAUUCAUACUCAGAAGAAGCAGACGCUGAUAACCUUGAUUUCAAGCCUAACAAAAACAGGACAUCAGAAAGAACGUGCCAGUGAACAUGGUCAUGUUUGUCAGAUGCAUAGGUACUCAAAACAUCCCUUUUAGCAGUUUACAUCAGAUGUUUACCUCAUGAAGGUCAAAGUGCUAUUGAUGGUCAAUGCCAAAAUAUUUAUAUCCUGUUGACUCCUGUAUGUUUUUUGCCAUCAGUCAUUGAAGGUCCUAUGAAGUGAGCAUAACUAAAACUACAAGGUUUCCAAUGUGGAACUGUGGAACUUGUGUGCUGUUGGUUUAGUGACGCUUUUAUGGUGGGUCAGGGUUAUCGCUGGGUCUCUGGAUGGUGUGCUUUAGUGGAUACAUGUUGACAUGGGGUUUUUUUGUUUUUUUUGUUUUUUGAUUGACUUGGAAGGGUUGUGCAAGGACAAACAUUUUGCAUUAUGAAGGGAUUUUUUGACUAAGUUAAGCGCACCCUUAAUUUGCUUACAAUGUCAUGGUUAUGUUGACCCUACUUUCAGUUUAGAUAGCACAUCAGUGCAGAUAAGUGUUUCAAGGUAAUCUUAGCCUCACUAAAUCAGUGUUACUUGUGUACGUGUUGGUUUCUUAAAUAGGUUGUCAUGCCAAAAAAAAAACAUGAAAGAGAGUUUAAAGUUCAAGGUUAUUGCAAUGUAAAACUGUCCAUUCUGACGUUUAUUUACCUGCCUUGAGUGUAAACUUCACUUAAUGUUCUUGCAAUCUAUUUUGUCGUUGCAUCAGAUAGCACACUCAUACGUGCUGUCUAAUUAAUUUGCGGUAGAUUAAAAAAAGCAACUAAUAUCUGUAGGUGUUUUGGAUAAUGAUUGUUUAAGCUUGAAAGGGUUAAGUAAAUCAUCCAAGUGACAGCUUUUUCUUAUUUAUUUUUUAACUAUAUGACAUUGUAUUAAAGGGAUAGUUCACCCAAAAUGACAUUGUUUGUCAUUAUUUACCCAUAUGUUGUUCCAAACCCUUUUGACUUUGUUUUCUUUAUGUAAAACACGAACAGAAAAUGUUCAUGUCCCCAUUUUCCAUGCAGUUAUACUGAAUUGGGAUUGGAGCUUUCCAAAUGAAAAGUUUUUUGAAUGACUGUGGUUGAUUGAUCGAGCUUGCAAAGCCAGUUCAUUGAAAAGAUUCCAAACAAGCUGUUUUUUCUUUUAACUAGAUGCCACAUUAAUAGAAACAAGACCUAAACAACACUGAUGUGCUAAAUGUUGAUGUUGAGCAUUUGCAUGAUGGUGGGGGAUAUUAAAAAACUUCUCAAAGA